AUGUUUUCAAACCAGUCUCUAGUUGGACCCGCUGCGAAUUUUGGUACUUCCUAUGCUACGACUGGAGCGUGUAUCAAAGAAUGUGCAUGCGACUUGGGAUCUGGCGGACUGUGGGAUGAUUCAAUAUUGGCUGGAUACUAUGAUCGAUCGAAAUCUCGAGACUAUUAUGGGAUGAUAUAG
This is a messenger RNA of Penicillium maclennaniae, 180 nucleotides long. RefSeq lists its product as uncharacterized. The transcript is spliced from 2 exons. Lineage: Eukaryota; Fungi; Ascomycota; Eurotiomycetes; Eurotiales; Aspergillaceae. The coding region runs from base 1 to 180 and encodes 59 amino acids. The record is from RefSeq and is a predicted model, not a curated record.